AGUGAUAUAUUUUGGCUAAGUUCCAUUUUCUAAGCAGUGAUCACUGAUUUUGCAUCAGAAGAAGGGAACAGCUCGCUCAAAAAUGGCGUCCAGAGCCACUGGAACACUGAUUUCGGCGUGUUUGCUAUGGGUUUUCUUCCUCUGCGCGAUCAUUACAUUCUUUCAGUUCAUCUUGGUAGACAACGGAACCGACCAGAACAAGAUCACCAACACACCGCAACAUCCUCAUCACGAGGAGGAGGACGAUUUGGAGCGUGUCACCCACAAAGUGUAUUUUGAUGUAGAGAUUGAUGGAAAAUCCGCGGGUCGCAUAGUCAUGGGCCUUUUUGGGAGUACAGUACCGAAAACUGUAGAAAACUUUCGAGCGCUUUGUACAGGAGAGAAAGGGGUGGGAAGAAGCCGGAAACCUCUUCAUUAUAAAGGGAGUGCAUUCCACAGGAUAAUACCAAGCUUUAUGGUCCAGGGGGGUGACUUCACCCUUGGUGAUGGAAGAGGUGGAGAAUCCAUCUAUGGUGAUAAGUUUGCUGAUGAAAACUUCAAGCUGAAGCAUACUGGGCCAGGAUAUCUAUCGAUGGCAAAUUCUGGGCAAGACACAAACGGCUCCCAGUUUUUCAUAACAACAGUAAAAACCAGCUGGCUGGAUGGGCGCCAUGUUGUGUUCGGCAAGGUGCUUUCCGGCAUGGAGGUUUUGUACAAGAUUGAAUCAGAAGGAAGUGAAAGUGGCUUGCCCAAAAGGAAGGUUGUCAUAUUGGACAGUGGAGAAUUAACUUCAUGACUUGGUGUAUAUGAAUAGAGGUUGUUGAUUCUACUAAGUUAGGAUAUGAGUUUAUUGGAGCUUAUCUAUUAGAAAAUUGAUUAAAUAAGCUCCAUAAGUGCUCUUUAGUUUGCAUCUAAACGUGUACUUAGUUAGCUUUGCUCCCUACCAUGAUUCACAAAUUCUCUAUGCAUGCAUAAUGAAUAAAUUUUGAAGACUAAAGGUUCAUAUUUGUGUAAUUAACGGCUGUAUCCGGCUAAAAGUAUGUUUUAGGGAUUGCUAGAGAGGGAAAUCAUUAACAAUAGACAUAAGGGUGGAGAAAGCUACUCUAUGAUCUUUAAGAUGUUUUUUAUUCCGUUAAUGGAUAUAAGAAUAAAUUUGUUUUUCA
Messenger RNA from Lotus japonicus, 1142 nucleotides. RefSeq names its product peptidyl-prolyl cis-trans isomerase CYP19-4-like. Gene Ontology annotation, cellular component: intracellular membrane-bounded organelle. Gene Ontology annotation, molecular function: peptidyl-prolyl cis-trans isomerase activity. NCBI's taxonomy places the organism in Eukaryota, Viridiplantae, Streptophyta, Magnoliopsida, Fabales, Fabaceae. Bases 83 to 775 code for a protein of 230 amino acids. The transcript has 6 exons. The record is from RefSeq and is a predicted model, not a curated record. Gene Ontology annotation, biological process: protein folding; protein peptidyl-prolyl isomerization.